Messenger RNA from Callorhinchus milii (elephant shark), 348 nucleotides. RefSeq names its product succinate dehydrogenase complex, subunit C, integral membrane protein (gene sdhc). Gene Ontology annotation, molecular function: succinate dehydrogenase activity; electron transfer activity. The record is from RefSeq and is a predicted model, not a curated record. Gene Ontology annotation, cellular component: membrane. NCBI's taxonomy places the organism in Eukaryota, Metazoa, Chordata, Chondrichthyes, Chimaeriformes, Callorhinchidae. Gene Ontology annotation, biological process: mitochondrial electron transport, succinate to ubiquinone; tricarboxylic acid cycle.
AUGUUGGCGUUUGUUGCAAAAGGAAAAAUAUCCAAUCGAUCUCUCUCUCCGCAUUUCAAAAUAUAUGGAUGAUCAAUUCCAAUGGCAGUGUCUAUUUCUCAUUGUAUGACUGGAGCAGGUUUAGCAACAGGUCUCUCCCUCUUUCUCGUUGUCCCAGGAGAUUUUGAGACAAAACUGGAAUUGAACCUACAGCUCACUCCUGCUCUCCUUUUCUCAGUAAAAUUCCUUCUCUCUCCCCUGACAUAUCACACGUUCAACGGAAUCCAUCACCUGGUGUGGGACUCAGGAUAAGGUGUUCUUCUGGUAGAACGAGGGGACGGUGAGGGCCAGCCUCAGACUCGUGCCUAG